Trichomonas vaginalis G3 is the source of this 366-nucleotide messenger RNA. RefSeq names its product organellar and viral DNA polymerase type B. The record is from RefSeq and is a predicted model, not a curated record. Gene Ontology annotation, molecular function: nucleic acid binding; nucleotide binding. The transcript has a single exon. Lineage: Eukaryota; Parabasalia; Trichomonadida; Trichomonadidae. The coding region runs from base 1 to 366 and encodes 121 amino acids.
AUGUCGAAGAGAAUAAUGUGUGAAGUAUUCUGUACUGCUGAGGACUUAGGAAUGGACAUCUUUUAUAGCGAUACGGACAGUAUGCAUCUCUACAAUGAAGAUAUCCCUCGUUUAGCUGAAGAGUUUGAGAAACGUUAUGGAAGAGUUCUCAUUGGUAAAAACCUUGGUCAAUUUCAUAGCGACUUUGCAGAAAUCACACCUGGAAAACAAAGUUUAGCAUACAAGUCAAUAUUUUGUGGAAAGAAGACUUACAUAGACUUACUCACGAAUGAUUUAAAUGAAGUUGCAUUUCACUGCAGAAUGAAAGGCGUGAAGCAAGAUGUUAUUGCUUUAACCGCUAAUGAAAUGUUUCCUGACUCUGUUUAG